This is a messenger RNA of Perognathus longimembris pacificus (Pacific pocket mouse), 1349 nucleotides long. RefSeq names its product mitochondrial ribosomal protein S31 (gene Mrps31). Bases 81 to 1277 code for a protein of 398 amino acids. NCBI's taxonomy places the organism in Eukaryota, Metazoa, Chordata, Mammalia, Rodentia, Heteromyidae. Gene Ontology annotation, molecular function: structural constituent of ribosome. The transcript is spliced from 7 exons. The record is from RefSeq and is a predicted model, not a curated record. Gene Ontology annotation, cellular component: mitochondrial small ribosomal subunit.
AAUGUGCGGGGAAAGGGACGCGUUUGGCGGACGGACCAGCUGUUCCGGUUGCUCUUCCUAGUACAUCCGAUUUGUUGGCGAUGCUCCGGCGGGUGUCGGCGUGCCGGGCUCUGCUCCCCUUCUCCCGCCUCGCUCCGAGCCCGGCCAACCCCGAGGCGCCCGCCGCUUCGAUGGCGCCGCUCGCUGCUCCGCCCGGAACACUCAGGACAGAAAAUAAUAUUCAGAGAUAUUUGGGGACUAGCAGCAUGAUCUGUAGCAAGACAGAUGAGAAGUCUGCUACCACCAGUGAGAUUUCCAAGAAGACUUCAGAGAGCAAAGACAUUUCCAAGAAGACUUCAGAGAGCAAAGACAAAGUCAAGGAGAACAUCAGACAAGAUUUGCUAGGCAUUAUCAAGGACAUGAAAAUUGAACUGAACACAAUAAAUGUUCAAACAACAAAGCCACCCAGCAGGAAACAUUACAAAAGUUUAGACAUUAAAGCUAGAAGGCGCCAAAGAUCCACAGAAGAUACUCCAGAGGAGAGAACCAAGUCCCUGAGUCCUGAGUUGGUGGCGGCUGCAUCUGCUGUUGCAGAGUCUCUUCCUUUUGACAAGAACACCACGAAGUCAGAGCUGCUCCAGCAGCUUCAGCAGCACGAGGCCGAUUCUAGGGCACAAAAGGCUGGAGAGAAACGUAAAAUUAGUUUCAGUAACAUAAUAUCAGAAAUGAAAGUUGCCAAACAACCUUCAGUUAGAGUUAAUACAAGACCCGAGCAUCAGAUUAAGUUUGAUGAAGGAUCUGAGGGAUAUCUUGGUAAGAAGAACACAGCUGAUCUUCAGAACAGUUUUAGGAAAUCUUUGUUCAUGGGGAAGAGACUUAAUAUUUUUGACCAAAAGACAUUUUCUGAAGAAGCUUCUGAAGCAGAGACGCCGCCUUCCCUUUGGGAGAUAGAAUUUGCUAAGCAAUUAGCCACAGUCAAUGAGCAGCCCUUUCAGAAUGGGUUUGAGGAGAUGAUCCAGUGGACCAAGCAGGGCAAGCUGUGGGAGUUCCCAAUUGACAAUGAGGCAGGUUUUGAUGAUGAUGGUUCAGAAUUUCACGAGCAUGUGUUUCUGGAUAAGUACCUUGAAGGUUUUCCAAAACAAGGACCCAUCCGCCACUUCAUGGAGCUGGUGACGUGUGGACUUUCCAAAAACCCAUACCUGAGUGUGAAGCAGAAGGUUGAACACAUAGAGUGGUUCAGAAAUUACUUCAAUGAAAAAAGAGACAUUCUAAAAGAAAAUAACAUACAGUUCAAUUAACACCAUGGAAGAUUUUUUUCAAGCUCUUAAAAGGUGUAUAUAAUAACUAAAUAAAAUUUUACUGGAAAUUUU